This is a messenger RNA of Paramecium tetraurelia, 1612 nucleotides long. RefSeq lists its product as uncharacterized. The record is from RefSeq and is a predicted model, not a curated record. The transcript is spliced from 4 exons. NCBI's taxonomy places the organism in Eukaryota, Ciliophora, Oligohymenophorea, Peniculida, Parameciidae.
AAAACAUAUAUUACAUUACUUAAAUUACUUUCAAAAUAAGUACUAAAUAUUGAAAACAUUGAGAAAAUGCAAUUAAUUAAUUAAUCACAUGCUGCAGUGUUUGAUAAUCAAUAGUGAAAAAAAUGAAUAUCAACCUUAACAUCUAAAUCCAAUAAAUUACAAUAAAAUGUUAAAUAGAAGGUAUCGAUUGGAUUUCCUUCUUAUUUAAUGAAUGCUUCCAUGUAGAAUUUAUAAAUAAAAUAUGAACCAGAGCCACUGAAGAUAAGAUAUAGAGUUUUCGAAAUUCAAAAUAAGAACAAUGUGAAAUUACUGUUUGGGGUAUUACUACAAAAUAUCUUAUUCUUUAAUUUUAAUAUGGUUUUCUUUAGCAAUUUCUAGCGCAAUAAAGAUAUCUAUUAUAUCUAAAUUUUGAAGGAAAUAAGAUGAGACAUGAUACACAUAAUUCAGGCGAAGUCUGUAGCAUAGGAUCGAAUAAAUUAUUUACCGGAUUUAAUGGUAAAUUGAUGAGAAAUGAUCAUGAUAGCCUCCAUCCAGAUCAAAUUUAUAAUGAAACAAAAAAUUGUGUUAAGGGAUGCCAUUAGGACUUAACAAAUGAAUCACAUUAUUAAUGUAAAAGUAGAUCUUCUUUAUUUGAUAAUUUAAUAUUAUGGAUAUAAGAUCAGCUAUAUGCAAUCUCGUUAAGACUGUGUAGAACUUCAUAACAGAUCCGUAACUCAAGAUUUAACUCAAUGAACUUUAUAAUCUAGCUUCCAAACCCAAUUCCAAAAUCGAUGACAUAGAAAGACUUAUGAAUAACCUGGGUAAAAGCUAGACAAUCCAUAAUAGAGUCGUCUCUUAGCCCAACCCGCUUAAUUCUUCAAAACACUCUUAUAAAAUUUAAGCUCAAUCUGGAGCAAGUGUAUCUGCAUUCUCUAAUGGAAUCAACCAAAAAAUUCCAAGUUUCGGAAGCCGUAUACAAUAUACUAGUCCAAUCAAGACUUAUAGAGAAGAUAGGCAGAAUAAAACUAAUUCUGAUCGAUAAAUUUGUUUAACUAGUGAAACUUUGACAUAAACCCCCAAAAAUUAAACUGACGUCAAGCCUUUUGACAAAUUAACUAUUGACUUACCUCCCAAAUUCAAAACACAAUCAAAAGUGCAUAAUCAUUGUCCUACAGUUCCAGUGAUCUCAGAACUUUUGGAAUAAUCUUAAAAAAAAAUCAACAUACCUGAAUAAAACACUGAAAAAAUGAGUAUUUAAAAAAGUCCAAAAUAAUAAUCAUUAAUAAUAAAAUAGUAUGAUCAAUAAAAGGUUUCUGGCAGAGUAUUAAUGGUCUUAGAGUCAUGUAUUAAAGAAAUGAGCUAGAAUACGUUUAAAUUAAUAUUAACUACGGAAAAAACAAAUGAAAUAGAUACUUGUUCAUCUGUUCUCCAUAAUAGUUCAUUAGAAAAUUCAAUUACAAUAGGUCAGAGGAGGUAAUUUAAUCCAUUGUAAAAAGGACUUCAUUAGAAGAUGUCUGAUAGAGAUCUUUUUAAUAUUCAAUAAAAUUUUUUGAUGAAAAAGUUAAUAGUAAAGGCCAAACAGAUUGAAAAGAGUUCUCCUGUGAAUCCAAGUUUAGAUAUAUUUUUAAAAUGA